Molecule: messenger RNA, 2370 nt
Organism: Acanthochromis polyacanthus (spiny chromis)
Lineage: Eukaryota; Metazoa; Chordata; Actinopteri; Pomacentridae
Gene: hddc2
Product: HD domain containing 2
Exons: 6
Coding region: 21-677 (218 amino acids)
Cellular component (GO): cytoplasm
Molecular function (GO): 5'-deoxynucleotidase activity
Source: RefSeq, a predicted model, not a curated record
CUGCUUCCGGUUUCGGCAGCAUGAUGGCAGCUUCCAGCGGGCAGAGAGCCGCUAUGAACAACAUGCUGCAGUUUAUGAAGCUCAUCGGACAACUCAAAAGGGUUCCUCGGACCGGCUGGGUCUACAGGAACGUAAAGAACCCGGAGAGCGUCUCGGAUCACAUGUACCGGAUGGCCAUGAUGUCUCUGACCAUCACCGACCCAACGCUGGACAAACACAGGUGUAUGAAGCUGGCUCUGGUCCACGACAUGGCAGAGUGCAUUGUGGGAGAUAUCGCUCCCUCAGACAACAUCAGCAAAGCAGAGAAGCACCGGAGAGAAGAAGAGGCGAUGAAACGUCUGUCAGAUCUUCUCCCAGAUGGACUCAAACAGGAGGUUUAUGGACUCUGGGAGGAGUACGAGACUCAGAGCAGCGCUGAGGCUCGGCUCGUCAAACAGUUUGACCUCCUGGAGAUGAUUCUUCAGGCUCAUGAGUACGAGGAGCUGGAGGGAACGCCGGGACGCCUGCAGGAGUUCUUCGACUCCACCACAGGUCGUUUCCACCAUCCAGACGUCCUGCAGCUCGUCGCUUCUUUAAACGAAGAGAGACGACGUCACAUGACCGACACAAAGACUUCUGGGAAAUCACAGACUGCUGCUUCUGAACAACAAGAAAACAUGACUUCACACAAAUCAUGACGUUACAAACGAGAAGAAACCUGCAGAGACGCACAAACACACAAACUGGACUGUGGAAGUUUGGAUUUUUGAGUUCUUCCAAUGUGCAGAAAAUGAAACGGAUGUUUUUUAUGUUUUUUCUUCUGUUCCGAUGUAAAUUCUCCAGUUUGCAGAGCUGCAAAGUUUACAGUUAAGCUGGAAAUUAUUUGUAAAUGUCAGAUGCUGGAGCUAAAAAGUAGCUGCUCAUGUAAAAACAGCCAGAUAAUAUAAAAAUACUAAACAAGUCAAAAAUAUGAGUAAAUAUCUGUGUAAAUGCAUAAAUAAAGUCACAUUUCUUUCCAAAAGGACUCAAAAUUUGCCCAAAAUGACUAAAAAUGGUCCAAAAUAACUGGGAACACAUCUGAAAGGACGUAAGAUUUAUGGAAAUGACUCAGAAAAUGUCCUGAAUGCAAAAUGCAAAAAGUAAAAAACUGUCAAAAUGACUCAAUAAAUAUCCAGAUUGACUCAAAAUGUCCACAUUUUUUCUAAAUUAAUCCAAAAUGAUGUAAGAAUUGUCCAAAACAACUUGGAAUGUGUCCUAAAUAACUCAAAAAUUGCCCAAAGUGAUUUAAAAUAUAUUGUAAAGGGCUUAAAAUGACUCACAAAAUGUCCAGUGACUAAAAACAUGUCCAAAAUACCCUGAAACAUGUCCUACACGACCAAAAAAAUGCCCCAAAUUAUUCGAAAUUUGUCCAAAAUGACUGGACACACAUCUCAAAUGACCUAAAAUCUAUCAAAAUGACUCCAGAAAGGUCCCAAAUGGCUUGAAAUUUGUCUAAAAGUACUCAAAAACAUGUCUGAAAUUACAAAAAAUAUCCAAAAUAACUUGAAAUGUGUCCUAGAUUACAAGGAAUUAUAUAAAAAAAAAAGGUCAAAACAUUUCCAAAAUAACUCAAAAUUUGCCCCAAAUGAUUUCAAAGUUGUCCAAAAUGACUAAAAACUCAUAAACUCACAUUUCUUACAUUUGAAACUGCUCCAUAUUUAAUAUGUUGUGUAUUUUAAAAGCCAUAAUGUACUUUGUAUGUUUCAUGGGUCAUUUUGCAUAUGAAGAGAAAUUAUUUUAUUUUUUUCCAGGAUUUUUCAGCACCAACAAGCUUUAUUCUCCAUUUCUAACACAUUUUGUCAUGUUCUUAUAAACAUACGUGAUCUGGCAGAUAUUACAUGUUAUGUAGCAGCAUCAUUCUGCUGCAAAAAUAAAAAUACUGUGGCGCUUUAAAGUUUCAGAAUUUGCCGUAUUUCUGCACAAUUACGACCUGAAACAUCAGAUUUUCAUAAACGUCCUAAAAAGCAGAUUAAAAAGAACCCAAUGUAACAAAUAAGACAGAAAUAUUAAACUUAUUUAGUUUUUUUGAGGAAAAUUAUCCGACAUCAUCAUAAAUUAAUUACUUGUGAAUCAUUUCCUUCAAUACAUUAAUGAAUAAAAGCUUCAUAUUUUACUUGAAUUGCAUUUUUUAAUCUACUUUUUUACUCGUAUGUAAAUCUGAUGAUGUUUCAGGUCACAUUUGUGCAGAAAUACACUUAAUUUUUAACUUUCCAGCAGCACAGUGAUGCAGUUUCUCGACAAAAUGUUAGAAAUCUGAUUUUGUUUUCAUUUUUUGACGUUUCAAUGAGCUCCUGUUGUACAGAACUUCAUAUUUCUACAUUUAUUGUUGUACAAAUAUAUGAUAUAAAAACA